This is a messenger RNA of Penicillium diatomitis, 192 nucleotides long. RefSeq lists its product as uncharacterized. Bases 1 to 192 code for a protein of 63 amino acids. NCBI's taxonomy places the organism in Eukaryota, Fungi, Ascomycota, Eurotiomycetes, Eurotiales, Aspergillaceae. The transcript is spliced from 2 exons. The record is from RefSeq and is a predicted model, not a curated record.
AUGUCCUUCAAGCUGUGCAUUAUUGGUCGGGCGCAAAUGAACUUGAUCAUCAGUAUUGGGUUUGCAACUCCGCCGGUCGCCGUACCUGGACUACCGCCGCAGCAGCAGGAGGAGGAGGAGGAGGAGGAGGAGGAGGAGGAGGAGGAGGAGGAGGAGGCGAAUCUCGCAGUAACUUCCGUCCUGAAAUAUUGA